Molecule: messenger RNA, 720 nt
Organism: Monoraphidium neglectum
Lineage: Eukaryota; Viridiplantae; Chlorophyta; Chlorophyceae; Sphaeropleales; Selenastraceae
Exons: 4
Coding region: 1-720 (239 amino acids)
Source: RefSeq, a predicted model, not a curated record
AUGAAUCAGAUCAAUUUGCUGUAUUACUACGGGACGUUCCCCAACGACUCCCCCAAGGGGACCGGCCCCUACGGCCAGUGGCUCAGCUACUUCACGCCUCCUCACACAACCCUCUCCCCGCGCAACCGCGUGCACCUUGAUCACGCCCUUCCUCCGCCCCUGGCCCCUUCUGCCGGCCCCGCCGCCGCUGCCCCAGAACUGACUCUUCGCAUUGGCGGCGGUUUUGUUUUCCGCAGGUCCAUCACUCUGCUCGGCGCCGCGGGGUUUGUGGCGCUGGCCAACACGCUGCGCCGCCUCGGACGCGAGCGGCGCGCCAAGCGCGAGCGCGCCCUGUCCCUCGCCGGCGGCGGCGCCGGCCGCCGCACGGUGACGGGCGGCGCGGCGGCGGGCGGCGCGCCUUUGCGCCCGGCUGAUGGGGGCCGUGCUGGGGCCAUCGGCGGCGGCCAGAAGGCGGGGCUGUUCCCGGCUGGACGGCCCUACGCCAAUGGCAGCGGCGGCGCGGUCGUCAACGGCGGCGGCGGCGGGGCGCAAUGGGACCAAGCCGCCGGCCGCAACGGCGCGGCCGCUGCGGCGCCCGGCGGCGGCGGAGCGGCGAGCGCGGCGGGCGUGCGGGGCAUGGCGGGUGCGGGGGCGCUUGGCAGGGGAGGGGCGCUGGCGGGUGGGCAGGAGCAGGGGUGGCCGACAUACCCUGUGGCAGUGCCGCGCGAGGAGUGGUCCUGA